CUGAAAGCUGGAUAAGGGCAACUGAACAAGGUUCACACUUGCGGUUUACUGACCUUGUGAAGUAAUUUCUCAGUGUAUCGCAAACAAAUAAGAAUGGCGUCGCCUCCUUUCCCGCCUCUCCCCACUUUACCAAAACCUAUGGUCAAUUCAGGAUUCCGAAUUUCUAAAGAACAGCUGACCACCAUCGUUCCUGUUGCAGUGGCAGCGGUGUUGGGUACCUACCUGGUGAGCAGGUACUUUAGCAAGGGGCCCUGCGGCUCCAAGGGACUGGUCAACAAGACCGUCAGCAAAGACAGCAAGGUGGUGGUGCACAGCUUCGAUAUCGAGGACAUUGGCGCCAAAGCAGUCUACUGUCGCUGCUGGAGGUCUAAGAAGUUCCCCUAUUGCGAUGGUGCACACGCAAAACACAACGAGGAGACUGGCGACAAUGUGGGACCUCUGAUCAUCAAGAGGAGAGACGCUUAAAUCAACAAUACUCAAGCCCUGUGUGUACGUCUGAGCUGUACUCUGUGCGUACAUUUCUGUGUGCACAUGAUCAAAUGUGUGUGUUUGACCCAGUGACGAGCUGCUGUUGUUCUAGUGUACUGAAUUCUGACUAUCUUGUAAAUUUGCUAAAUAAUAUACACCUGAGAUUCCACAGUGCCACCUCAAAAUGAGAUUAUGACUUUGUAAGGAGUGAGAUAAUGGGAAUAUCGCAAAGUGAACAGUAACAUUAUACGCAUAAAACACACACACACACACACACACACACACACACACACACACACAUUAAAUGACACCCAGCGCCACAACCGAUUUUGUAUAUAUGCACCAGACAGAGUCACAGCAUACAGCACACCAAAACAAACCACUAGCACUUCUGAAGAUGCCUGUCAUUAUAUCAUCAAUACAAUCAGGACUAGUUCUACCAAAGACUCAUAGUUACAUAGUCAUAGACAUACAAUACUUCUUGUCACUCUCUAACAUGCAAAUACACACACUUUAAAAUUCUCAUCCCAUGGACUCCAUUGGGAUCUUACAAUGACUUAUAGGGCAUUUUGCUGGGGGACAGGGGCUAGAGCUUUCUCAAAGCCAGAAACGCACAACAAUUCUACGCACAUCUUUAUCACUGCAAGAUCAAGUCACCUGUUGGUGUUUUUUUUUCUCAGUGUGGUUAUCAUUACGGUCUCCUAACCAGUAGUGAAACACUUGGAAUAAACCCUUUUUCUGCAGUCA
Messenger RNA from Engraulis encrasicolus (European anchovy), 1215 nucleotides. RefSeq lists its product as uncharacterized. Gene Ontology annotation, cellular component: mitochondrial outer membrane; intracellular membrane-bounded organelle. Gene Ontology annotation, biological process: regulation of autophagy. Gene Ontology annotation, molecular function: 2 iron, 2 sulfur cluster binding. The coding region runs from base 94 to 465 and encodes 123 amino acids. NCBI's taxonomy places the organism in Eukaryota, Metazoa, Chordata, Actinopteri, Clupeiformes, Engraulidae. The transcript has 3 exons. The record is from RefSeq and is a predicted model, not a curated record.